UGUGAUAUUACCGAGGGACAGGAAAUCAAUUAAUUACAUGAAGAAAUUUAUGCCUCCCAGUCUGAUUGUAUUCGGUUGUUAAAUUAUUUAGUAUGGAUAAAAAGAAAUCUAAGCGACGGAGAUCUACAACGGAUAGUUCAAGCAGUUCAGAUUCUUCACAAGAGAAAAAAAAGCUCAGGAAACUAAAGAAAAAACUGAAGAAAGAGCAAAGGAAAACUGAAAAGAUUUUGAAGAAAAAACUUAAAGAUGAAAAGCACAAAUUGAAAAAAAUUAAGAGAACGACAAGCGAAAGCUGCAGUCGGGACGACGCUGAAACACUUACAGAUAGUCUCCCUGCUGAUAUUCCUCUUGAUUUGAUGGAGAGAUCAAAGGCCAUGGCUCCCAUGACAAAAGAGGAGUGGGAAAAACGCCAAAGUGUAAUCAAGAGAGUCCUUGAUGAAGAAACCGGCAGAUAUAGAUUAAUUAAAGGAGAUGGAGAGGUAUUAGAAGAGAUAGUGUCACGGGAUCGUCACAAGCAAAUAAACAAACUAGCGACACAGUCUGAUGGAGCCUUUUUUCAGUCGCAGAUGAUUGAUAGAAAACACAAUUAAUAUAUUUUAGUUUUCAUCACAUACAAUGUAUUUUCCUGAAGUGACAGGGUUCCAAAAAAAAGAUAAUUAAAGCUAGUGUCUGUGUCUAGUGCCAUCUGCAGAGAUAGUGUUGACAAGUGAGUACAUUGUGUGUGUAUUAUUUAUAAUUUAUAUGAAUGUGUAUGUUCUAAUAAAGAACUGAAAUAUAAAGUU
Messenger RNA from Diatraea saccharalis (sugarcane borer), 782 nucleotides. NCBI's taxonomy places the organism in Eukaryota, Metazoa, Arthropoda, Insecta, Lepidoptera, Crambidae. The record is from the annotation of a GenBank genome assembly.